CUGCUGCUCCGGGUAGACCAUGCUGAAGAUGCUCUCGUUUAAGCUGCUACUGCUGGCCGUGGCUCUGGGCUUCUUUGAAGGAGAUGCCAAGUUUGGGGAAAGGAGCGAAGGGAGCGGAGCGAGGAGGAGAAGGUGCCUGAAUGGGAACCCCCCGAAGCGCCUGAAAAGGAGAGACAGGCGGAUGAUGUCCCAGCUGGAGCUGCUGAGUGGAGGAGAGAUCCUGUGUGGUGGCUUCUACCCACGAGUAUCCUGCUGCCUUCAGAGUGACAGCCCAGGAUUGGGGCGUCUGGAGAACAAGGUAGGCACUCGUAGAUAUUCCUCUUUGGCCAGAUGCCCAAAUGAGCUGGUUUUGCUAGCACACUUCACGGUUCUAAUGAGUCUUUCUCCAUGUCUGUUUAAAGGUCUUCUUCAAACAACUGCUGAUGAGUUUUGCUUCUACCAUUCGAAAAAAGAUGGCGGCCUGUGCUUUCCAGAUUUCCCAAGAAAGCAAGUCAGAGGGCCAGCAUCUAACUACUUGGACCAGAUGGAAGACUACGAGAAGGCGGAGGAGCUAAGCAGAAAACACAAACACAACUGCUUCUGUGUCCAGGAGGUGGUGAGUGGGCUGCGGCAGCCUGUGGGUGCUGUGCACAGUGGGGACGGAUCCCAGCGCCUCUUCAUUCUAGAGAAGGAAGGGUAUGUGAAGAUUCUAACCCCAGAAGGAGACGUUUUCAAGGAGCCUUACUUGGACAUUCACAAACUUGUUCAAAGUGGAAUAAAGGGAGGAGAUGAACGGGGCCUGCUAAGCCUUGCAUUCCAUCCCAAUUACAAGAAAAAUGGAAAGCUAUAUGUGUCUUACACCACCAACCAAGAGCGGUGGGCUAUCGGGCCUCAUGACCACAUUCUUAGGGUUGUGGAAUACACAGUGUCCAGGAAAAAUCCCCAUCAAGUUGACGUGAGAACAGCCAGGGUGUUUCUGGAAGUUGCCGAACUCCACCGAAAGCAUCUUGGAGGGCAGCUGCUCUUUGGUCCUGAUGGUUUUUUGUACAUCAUCCUUGGGGAUGGUAUGAUCACACUGGAUGACAUGGAGGAGAUGGAUGGGUUAAGUGAUUUCACAGGCUCUGUGCUGAGGCUAGAUGUGGACACCGACAUGUGCAAUGUGCCUUAUUCCAUACCACGGAGCAACCCCCACUUCAACAGCACCAACCAGCCCCCAGAAGUGUUUGCCCACGGGCUCCAUGAUCCAGGCAGAUGUGCCGUGGAUCGACAUCCCACUGAUAUAAACAUCAAUUUAACAAUACUUUGCUCAGAUUCCAAUGGGAAAAACAGAUCGUCGGCCAGAAUCCUACAGAUAAUAAAAGGGAAGGAUUAUGAGAGUGAGCCGUCACUUUUAGAAUUCAAGCCAUUCAGUAAUGGUCCUUUGGUUGGCGGAUUCAUUUACAGAGGGUGCCAGUCUGAAAGAUUGUAUGGAAGCUAUGUGUUUGGAGAUCGUAAUGGGAAUUUCUUAACCCUCCAGCAAAGUCCAGUGACCAAGAAGUGGCAAGAAAAGCCACUCUGUCUGGGCAGCAGCGGUUCCUGCCGAGGCUACUUUACAGGCCACAUCUUGGGAUUUGGAGAAGACGAAUUAGGAGAAGUGUACAUUUUAUCAAGCAGUAAGAGCAUGACCCAGACGCAUAAUGGAAAACUGUACAAGAUCAUAGACCCCAAAAGACCUUUAAUGCCUGAGGAAUGCAGAGUCACAGUUCAACCUGCACAGACCCUGACCUCGGAUUGCUCUCGUCUCUGUCGGAAUGGCUACUACACCCCCACGGGCAAGUGCUGCUGCAGUCCAGGCUGGGAAGGAGACUUCUGCAGAGUUGCCAAAUGUGAGCCAGCAUGUCGUCACGGAGGUGUCUGCGUCAGACCCAACAAGUGCCUCUGUAAGAAAGGCUAUCUUGGUCCUCAGUGUGAACAAGUGGACAGAAGCAUCCGCAGAGUUGCCAGGGCAGGUAUUCUGGAUCAGAUCAUUGACAUGACAUCUUAUUUGCUGGAUCUCACAAGUUACAUUGUAUAGUUUCUGGGACAGUUUGAAUAUUCCUUCCUGGUGGGCAUUUAUUUUGAUCUUGUCAUUAAAAAGAGAGACUAUCCUCCUGCUACACACUCCCAUGAGUUCAUUUUCAUUUAGUAAUUUAAAAGCAGUUUCCAGAAAUGUGCAGAUUUCAGUGUGUAUGUUGGCACAUUUGUUCACAUACACGCAUCCACACGUGCACUCACAGUCCCCAAAUUCAAGGUUGUAUAACAGAUUUUUGUUUUGUUUUGUUUUGUUUUGUUUUUUAAUAUCUACUUCCUGGUGUGGAGUACUUCAUACAGAAGUUCCACUGUGAAUUAUCACAGAGGUUUUUAUGGCAUCAGAAGAUAUUCUUUUAGUUCCCGGGUAAUUUCUGUCUGUAAUUACUAAAGUUGACCAUGGUAGUGUUUUGAAAUGUGUUGUGCAAUGUGGUGGAAAUAUUUUUAUAUUAAAGGUCUAUAAUAAGAGAGCAUGUUUCCAAACUCCUUGGUGAAUUUCUGAACAAGCAAUGUGAUGUAAGUUUGUAAUCUGCAUUUCUGUUGAUGUAUCUUGUUACAGAACGUUGCACACUUACCUUUUUAUUUGGCAGAGCAAUCUGGUUACUUCAGCUUAAUCUCAAGAUGGUUUUCAAAUGUUUUAUGAUUAAAUUAGAAUGACCUAUUUGAAAAAGCAAUCUUCCUGAAUGGACUGCUUCUAGUGUACAUUUUGUGUAACAAUAAGCACUGGGUUUGUGUUGCAUAUUUAUUUUUUUAUUUUAUUUUUAUAAUAUAGACAUCACCUAGAUGAAACACCUUUACCCUGUCCUGUAAAACACUAAAGUUACAUUUUCACCAACUUAAUUGGAAAGAAGGAGAGUAAGAAAGCAAACAGCCUUUAACGUGCUGUGGAUCUAAUCUAGUGUCCUUGUGUCAACACGUAAUCACGCUGGUUGGAUGAAAAGCAAGAAAAAAAGCCAGUCCUUACAGAAUCCCAGCUUUGCACACUUGUAACAUGCUCUCACCAUAGCAAGACUGUCAGAGUCUGUGGGAUUAGAAGGUUCCAGUGUGCACUCUGAAUCCGCCCUCCAUGGAGAAGAGCUUGCUCAUUCACAGUCAACGCAGGCUGUGCGUAAGCUGCCAAACACACAGAUUCUUAAGAUCUUCAUUCUUGGCAAAUCUGACUUCUACUACAUAUGUUCCUUCAGGACGCUGUGACAAUACCCUUUGGUUCUUGCCUCAAUAAAUUUUCUGCAAAUGUUCUGUUCAGAUUUUCUUAAAGAAAUGAUGUACUCUAACUUUAAAUACAAGAGUCUGACAGACAUUUUUUUAAUGGUUUUCCAUUUGCCAUUCUCUCCAUGCUUGGAUUUUAACUAAGUAUAAGGGAUUUUGUACUACUGACCAUGAUAAGCACACACCCUCUACCACAACAUGCAUUUCUCUGGAAUCCAAAUUGUAGACUCACCGAAGUGUUCAGUACUGGCUGCUAUUGCACACAUGCGCCUCAUCCUUAGGAAUAUGAGUCUUAAUUAUGAAACAACAACAACAGGCUCCCAGCUAGUAUUCUUCUGUUGUGAGAGAGCUGCAAUUACAUUGUGGAGUCUAAGGAAUUCUAAGGAAUCCACACCAUGGAACAAUUGGUUGGCUCCACUGCUCCUGUCUUCCAUAUAUGAUACCUUGGGUUUCCAGUGACCUCAUACCAAUGGAAAUGGGUUGAAAAAUCUUGGUGCUUAGUGAACAAUAGCCUGCAUUAAAAAGUGCAUGCAUAAUUUUGCACAAUUUAGGUUCAAUUGACAGUCUAUUCAAAGAAGUCUUGGGACUAAAUGAGCAUGGAGACCAAAUUGCCCUCUUACCCCAGAAAAGGGGUGGUCCCUUCUGGUCUCAGCAGCACUUCAUUGGCCCAACACUGUGACAAAUCUUGCAAUGAACCAUGCAGUAGCCUGCAUCUGUAGGUUAAUAGCAAUCUUUUGUCUCUGUUGCUUUCUCUUCAUAGUCCUUUUACUGAAUUCCAUCACAGAAAGUUUUACAAUUUCAAAAAAGGAAAAACUGCCCUGACAACCUUACUAUCAAAUCAUCCCUUAUUCAUUGUGGUGACACUGGCAGAAUGUGAACAUCUCAUGAAGGAGCCAGCUGUCUAAAUCUGUCAAAUCGUACAGUUUUAUUGCACAUAUCCCCAUUUAUAGUUU
Peromyscus leucopus (white-footed mouse) is the source of this 4187-nucleotide messenger RNA. RefSeq names its product hedgehog interacting protein (gene Hhip). NCBI's taxonomy places the organism in Eukaryota, Metazoa, Chordata, Mammalia, Rodentia, Cricetidae. The record is from RefSeq and is a predicted model, not a curated record. Bases 20 to 2032 code for a protein of 670 amino acids. The transcript is spliced from 12 exons.